UCUACGAUUCAGAUGUGGCCCUUUUCAGACCACCCCAUUCAUCCCAGACCCUUGGAUCUCUCUUGAGCUGGGCGAACAACACAUAUGGAAGUGGAGAGGAGAAAGGAGACGUCUCUUACCGCCGGCGACCCCCGCUCGACGCGCAGCUCCCCCUCCCAGGACCUGAAGCAGGAGGACCGGCUGUGAGUCCGCACCUCUCUCGAUCCUCGCCGUUUGCCCUGGACCACAUCCCAACGCGCGGGAGCCAUGACUCUGAGCUCCGAGAUGUCGGAUGCUUCCCUCCUGUCGGAGGAGACGGAUAUCGACGUGGUGGGUGAGGGGGAGGAUGGGGACACGCGCUCCUACGUGGACGAGGGCUCGGACCUGCAGGACGGCCUCAUCCUGUCCGGGUCCCCGCCUUGCACGGACAGCUCCUCUUCCCGGGACUCCUACAAGCCAGUGAGUAAGAACACGCUGGUGAAGCCACCUUACUCCUACAUCGCCUUAAUCACCAUGGCCAUCCUGCAGAGCCCCAAGAAGCGCCUCACGCUCAGCGAGAUCUGCGAUUUCAUCAGCGGCCGAUUCCCGUACUAUCGGGAAAAGUUCCCCGCCUGGCAGAACUCCAUUCGACACAACUUGUCCCUGAACGACUGUUUCGUGAAGAUACCCCGGGAGCCAGGGAAUCCCGGGAAGGGGAACUACUGGACCCUGGAUCCAGAGUCGGCUGAUAUGUUUGACAACGGCAGCUUUCUGAGACGCAGGAAACGCUUCAAGCGGCAGCAGGCACAGGACCUGCUGCGGGAGCACGGGGGCUUUAUGGCCAACGCCGCCGCGUACGGCUAUGGACCCUACGGGUAUGGGGUCCAGCUGCAGUCCUACCACGCGCACUCUGCGCUUUUCGCAUUUCAGCAGCAGCAGCAGCAGCAGCAGCAGCAGCAGCAGCAGCAGCAGCAGCAGCAGCAACAAUCCAGACACUCGCACACGGGAACCAUUAUCCCCGCUCCGUCCCUGAUGCCUGCCACAACUGACCUGGGGAGGACUAGGUUUUACCCCCAGCUGAGCCCGGGUCUGAGCCCGGGUCUGCAGACCACCGGGUCCCCCGUGCAGAAGGCCGGCUCCCAGGUGCAGCGGACGCCCUUCUCCAUAGAGAGCCUCAUCGGGGGUUCCCCGGGUCCAACCAACUCGUGUGCCUCGCGGACUUCUGGGGUGCCGGUGCUGCCAUCCUCGCUGACCCCUCGGUCGAGCGGCCUGCCUGCGGGCGUCCAUCCCGGAACCGUUCUGCACACGGUGGUGGAGAACUUUCCCAGCAGAAUAGUGAACGGUGCUAAUCAUGGCUGUUAAUUUCAUAAUUUCUUUUUUUUUCUCAAGAAAAACAAAAACCCAAAAGCCUCUGAAGGUAGGAUUAUUUUUGUAUGUUUGAUUUGAUAAAACGCAGCUGAAUGACGGACAUAAAAACACUAGUCGUGCCUAUAUUCAUGCUGUAUAAAAGAGAUAUAUUUAUGUUCAGACUCGUUGGGUUCUGACGUUGCUCCCCCAGUGAAUGAUUGGUCUCAGUCUCCGCCUAGGCGUCUCAGGACAACCACUUAUUAAUCAGGUGAUCGAUCAUCAUGUUUGGAGAAAAAAAAAGCAGAUGUAUUUGUGUCAAACACAUUGUUUUUUUAGUUUCACAAAUCAAAGGGUUUUUUAUUCGUUUGAUUUGUACUUUGUAAACGGGGGACACAGAGAAAAAACGUCUUACAUUUAUAUGCAGUGUAUGUUUAUUUCAGUAAUAAAAUAUUGUACAUUCUUUGAAGAGUAUUGUGGAAUUGAAGUGUGAUAUUUUUACACUAUUUGUUUUUCAAUAAGAAUAAAUAUCGUUUUUCAAAAA
Messenger RNA from Gadus macrocephalus (Pacific cod), 1846 nucleotides. It is a transcript of the gene foxd1, whose product is annotated as forkhead box D1. The transcript has a single exon. Gene Ontology annotation, biological process: anatomical structure morphogenesis; cell differentiation; regulation of transcription by RNA polymerase II. The record is from RefSeq and is a predicted model, not a curated record. The coding region runs from base 247 to 1320 and encodes 357 amino acids. NCBI's taxonomy places the organism in Eukaryota, Metazoa, Chordata, Actinopteri, Gadiformes, Gadidae. Gene Ontology annotation, molecular function: RNA polymerase II cis-regulatory region sequence-specific DNA binding; DNA-binding transcription factor activity, RNA polymerase II-specific.